Molecule: messenger RNA, 1708 nt
Organism: Setaria italica (foxtail millet)
Lineage: Eukaryota; Viridiplantae; Streptophyta; Magnoliopsida; Poales; Poaceae
Product: probable protein phosphatase 2C 42
Exons: 11
Coding region: 66-1472 (468 amino acids)
Biological process (GO): protein dephosphorylation
Molecular function (GO): protein serine/threonine phosphatase activity; cation binding
Source: RefSeq, a predicted model, not a curated record
CCCUCCCUCCCUCUCUCCUCCCUCUCUCCUGCGAGGACCGCCAGGGAAGGAUAUCAAGCUCCACUAUGGCACUUAGUGUGCCUGUGACAGCAAAGACUACUGAGAGUGGUGAGAAUGGAAGACUUGCUUAUGCCGUGUCAGCUAUGCAAGGAUUUCGUGAAAAUAUGGAAGAUUCUCACACAGCUGUUUUACAACUUGAUGCUGCAACUGCCACAUCAUUCUUUGGUGUUUAUGAUGGCCAUGGAGGACCUGCUGUUUCAAGGUAUUGCGGGAAGCACUUACACGUUGAGCUUCGCAAACAUCCACAAUUUCAUCGUUAUCCCAUUACUGCACUUGAGGAAACGUUCUUAAGGAUGGAUGAGAUGAUGAGACGCAGAAAGGCAGGGAAGGAAUUAUCUGGGUAUGGUGGUAAUGAAUAUUGGGAUGAAUAUAGAGAGGCCCUUCGUGGACGACGUUUUUGUCUACCAUUCUGUGGGCAGAAGCUUCCCUAUUCGGGGCCAUUACAAGAUGGAUGUACAGCAUGUGUGGUUCUCAUUAGAGGCAACGAAAUCAUUGUGGGAAAUGCUGGUGAUUCUCGUUGUGUACUCUCAAGGAAUGAUCUGGCGGUUGAUUUAUCCACCGAUUUUAAACCAAACCUUCCAGCCGAAAGACAGAGAAUAGAAAAUGCAGGACGUGCGGUAACCAUAACUGAAGCAAGAGGAAAUAUCCCUCGUAUUGAUGAAGGAAUUGCGGUCUCAAGAACACUCGGUGACCUGUCAUACAAGAAUGAUGAUAGUUUACCUGCCAUAGAACAAGCAAUUACUGCCUUACCUGAAGUUCGCACUGAACAUAUAACUCAUGAUGCUCAGUUUCUUAUUUUAGCAUGUGAUGGAAUCUGGGAUUGCAUGACAAGCCAGCAAGCAGUUGAUUAUGUGAGGAUAUACUUAGCUGCCAACGCAGGGCUGACGUUCAUCUGCGAGUCCCUUCUUGAUCACUGCGUAGCACUUCCUAGAGGGAGGGACAACAUGACUGUCAUGCUGGUUCGGUUCAAGACCCCAGGCGCCGGCCAAGCUAGCUCCAGCAACGUGCUGCCACCACCACCGCCACCACUGCCACCAGCAAUCGUCCCACCUGCUGGCGGCCAUGGUGAUCAGGUGCCGCCAGAAGCAGCUGGCGGCCAUGGUGAUCAGAUGCUGCCAGCUGCUGCCGCCGGCCAUGGUGAUCAGGUGCUGCCAGCUGCUGCCGCUGGCCAUGGUGAUCAGGUGCCACCAGCUGCUGCCGCCGAAGGUGAAGCUUCGUGCUUGCAGUCCCAAAUGGUGCCACUGAGUAUGAGAACCCAAAAGGAGCCCACUAGCACCAGUUCUGACCCGCCCACCCCCAACUGGGGUUCUGCAGCUGAUGGCCUCCCGCCUCCGCCGGUCCGUAUCCCAGGCGAAUCCAGGACCAAAAGCUCCCAGAACUCAGCCGAGGGCUCCAAGAACUCGGAGCUUUGAGUUCGUUUUCAGGAAAAGAUGAGCUUGAUUACCCUGGAUCGUUCAUGUGGUGCAUCUUAUCCCCCACAAGAGUUUUGGAUUCGUUUCAUCAGGACAAGAUGAACUUGAUUUCUGUCUGCGAUAUUGUGAUUUCCUAUGAGAGUAGCUUGUCGUACUAGGUAUACUGACGACGGAGGUUUUGGCCUGUGAGCUAUAUGUCUGGGUUAACACACCAAUAUUCUUUGUUUCCUACGGUC